AUGGCAGACCUUGACAGCGUCACCGGCAACGAUAUUGCAACGGAUGUCAGUACCGGACCUGCCACCGAUGACAACGCAAGCACUGAGCUCCCGAGCAAUCCCAUCGAGGAUGUCAUCGCGUUGUUCCAGGAUAAUUUGUCGCUACAGGAUAAUCUACCUCCGUCGCUGCUGCUUGAUCUUGGCCUCAAGCAAGCUGAUGAUGGAGACACCGGCGGUCAGCAACAGCCAGUUGUCACCGAGUACCUGUGCAGUAAAGUCCCGAUCUUCGCUCGGCUGCGGGAGCUCAGGAUGAAGGGCUGGAAGAACCCCAAAGGCGACGAUUACUUCGAGAGACAGCGCUACAUCUCCGACAACGCCGAUGGAAAUACCACUACGAUAUUCAUGAAGAUGAUGCGUGCUGUUGGCCGCAAGGCGCAAGAGGCCACCGGCGUCUUCACCCUCCCCGGCAAGCGCCCCAACAUUCUGGCUCUGGGUUUCGCUCCCGGCGGCAAGAUCGAGACAGCUAUGGACAUCAACAAAAACACCCAAGUCUCCGGAAUCACUCUCGGCGUCGAGGACAACGGCAUCAAGGUCCUGGUCCGAAAGGAUCUCCGCAACCGCAUGAAGCUGUCUUACGCCGACCUCACCAUGAUGAUCACGGAUCUAGGGUUUCCCAUGUCAGACGUCCCUGCCGACCACCCCGAUACCACGAAGUUCCGAACGCGCCUCAUCCGUCCGCGAGCCCAUUUCGACCUCGCCACCUGCGAGGGCGGCGUCCUACGAACCCACGCACGCGCCGAGUACCGUGAGUCUCGCGAGGCGCAUCGUCUGCGCGCCGCGCAGCUGGCCCUGGCUCUCGAACGCGUCAAGCCUGGCGGCAGCAUGCUCGUGCUCCUGCACCACGCCGAGAGCUUCCGCAACAUCUGUCUCUUCCACAACUUCAGCAAGUUUGCCAAGGUCACCCUGUUCAAGCCCGACGUCCAGCACCAGCACCGCUCUUCCUUCUACAUGAUCGCCAUGGAGAUCCAGAGCCAGAGCGAGGAGGCUGCGAAUAUGGUCAGGCAGUGGAAGAGGGAGUGGCAUGCGGCCACGUUUGGCAGUGAUGAGGUGUACGAUGAGGCUGUCAGGUCUGGCACGCCGGAUGUGGAUGCGGUUUUGGCGGAGUUUGGGGAGCAUUUUGUCGAGAUGGCUUCGCCUGUCUGGGCCAUGCAAGUCGAGGGACUUGGGAAGAAGUCCUUUACCCAGGAGGAGUAG
This is a messenger RNA of Anthostomella pinea, 1233 nucleotides long. The record is from the annotation of a GenBank genome assembly. NCBI's taxonomy places the organism in Eukaryota, Fungi, Ascomycota, Sordariomycetes, Xylariales, Xylariaceae.